AUGGGUGGCAAGGGAGGAGGAGGCGGAGGGGGUGGAAAGGGCGGCGGCGGAGGAGGUGGCGGCGGCGGAGGCAAGGGUGGUGGAGGUGGAGGCAGGAGCGGCGGCGGCGGAGGAGGAAAGGGAGGCGGCUCCGGGUCCGGGGGAGCUCAUGGCUCCGGCUCGGCCAAGUCUGGCAGUGGCGGCCAUGCCGGUCACGGAGGCGGCGGCGCAGGGAAGGCGAGUGCCGGUGGCUGUGGCGGCGGGAUGAUGAAGGCUCCCGGCGGCGACGGCGGGUGCAUCUCCCGCUCCGAUUUCGAGUCCAACCCCCAGGGAUACUUCCAGGGCCUCCACCAGGGAGGCAAGUAG
Messenger RNA from Panicum hallii, 345 nucleotides. RefSeq names its product putative glycine-rich cell wall structural protein 1. The transcript has a single exon. The record is from RefSeq and is a predicted model, not a curated record. The coding region runs from base 1 to 345 and encodes 114 amino acids. NCBI's taxonomy places the organism in Eukaryota, Viridiplantae, Streptophyta, Magnoliopsida, Poales, Poaceae.